Messenger RNA from Yarrowia lipolytica CLIB122, 1350 nucleotides. Lineage: Eukaryota; Fungi; Ascomycota; Dipodascomycetes; Dipodascales. The record is from RefSeq and is a predicted model, not a curated record.
AUGGAGGGCGUGGGAGUGUGGAGAGAGGGCCCCGGGUUGUGCUACACAAAGACGACGUUUGGAAGCAGUGUCCGGAGAAUAUAUAAGGGUGACGUUUCGCACAUUAGGUGUGGUGGCGGUACAGUAGUGGUGUGUGUGUGUGUGUGUGUGUGUCGUUGCCUCAGUCACUCGCCCACUUGCUCACCUGUACUUGACCAGGCCAAGGACAAGAUACACACACACACAGACAAGAAGGGCGCACAGAUACAGACACAGUCACAGACACAGUCACAGACGCAGUCACAGACACAGACAGACAAGAAGGGCGCACACACACAACCCCCCCGCAAGACCCACGCACGCAGCGACAUCUCCGCCGCAGCAAUAGGUCGCACGGUGGGGGGCACAAGUCCGGUCAAGGAGCAGGCGGCUUCAUCUUCUGCUGGAGUGCGUUCGGCAGACUCGUCUCCAAGGGUCUCACAGGCCUCAUUUGCAGUGCCGCAGACGGCCAGUACCGGCCUGGGACUGUCAAUACCGACCUCUCCGACGCCACGAAGGCGGCCCUCCAAGCGGGGACACCGACGCUCGACCUCGGACAUUCUACACAACUCCACUGGUGGAGUGUCCGGCGUCUUCAAGGUCGACAAGCCCCAGGAGAGGGCGUGGGGCACUCCGGCGCAGCCAAAGCAGUCACCCCAGAAGUACCACGCCCAGAUUCAGCACAGCUACCCGCCCAACUCUUACCCGCCAAACACCUACCCUCAGAACACUUACUACCCCCCUCCUCCCCCACCACAACAGCAUAGUGGUAUCCACUACCCUCCACAGCACUACCCUCCUCCUCCUCCGCCGCCUCCCCCGCCACAAGAUCACGGAUCUCCUACAGUCACACCUUCAGGCAUGGUGCACCACUCCCCACCGCACGCCUUGGGCCAGGCCUUCCAACCCCAGCCUCCACAGCCGUCCCCCCAACAUCAAAGACAGUACAAUUACACCCACGCCCCGCCCUACGGAUCGCCACCUCAAUACAGUCACCAGUCGCACUCGCCAACACGCCCGUCACCGCUGCAUGGACCGCCACAGACGCCUCCGACGUCCAAUCCCACGUCAGCAUCGGGAACCAGACCCACGCUGGCGCCUCUACACGUGUCGCUGCCGCCGAUAUCCACGUCCAUCAACUCGCCAACGUCUGCGCCUGACAGAGUCACCCUGCCGCCCAUGCGUGCUAUCUACGAGCCGGUGAUGCCGUAUGGGGACGUUACGAGUCCCCGAGCGCAUCUUCCCUCUCCCGCGCCUCAUUCACCGGGCCAGAGAGAGGUCGAUGACGAUGCUGCAGAGUCGUUGAUGUAUUUCAGCUCUCCGAGAAGGUAA